Molecule: messenger RNA, 662 nt
Organism: Cuscuta epithymum
Lineage: Eukaryota; Viridiplantae; Streptophyta; Magnoliopsida; Solanales; Convolvulaceae
Source: the annotation of a GenBank genome assembly
ACGCUCAGCGCUUAGGGUUUUCAUCUGCAAGAAUGGCUGAGCAGACUGAGAAGGCUUUCUUGAAGCAGCCAGGAGUUUUUCUCAGCUCAAAGAAAACAGGUAAGGGCAAGAGGCCCGGAAAGGGAGGCAACCGUUACUGGAAGAGCAUCGGUUUGGGCUUUAAAACUCCUCGCGAGGCUAUUGAAGGUACAUACAUUGACAAGAAAUGCCCUUUCACGGGAAAUGUUUCUAUUAGAGGUUGUAUCCUUUCCGGUACUUGCCAUAGUGCUAAGAUGAACAGAACAAUCAUUGUUCGCCGUGACUACCUCCAUUUUGUGAAGAAGUAUCAGAGGUAUGAAAAAAGGCACUCAAAUAUUGCUGCUCAUGUGUCACCAUGCUUCCGUGUGAAAGAGGGUGACUACGUCACCAUUGGUCAAUGCAGACCAUUAUCCAAGACCGUUAGGUUCAAUGUUUUGAAGGUGAUUCCUGCUGGUUCUGCCAGUGGUGGAAAGAAGGCAUUCACUGGACUGUGAAGUGUAGUUUCCUGUUAACUUUUAAAAGUUUUCUAAGUAAUGAUAUUAGACUAUGUUGCUUGAUGUCGAGUUCUUAUUUGUUUGGUCUUUAUCCUACAUUUUGUACUCUAAAUUAUAGAAUGCAUUUAAAUUUUGGCAAAAAAAAAAAAA